Oncorhynchus keta (chum salmon) is the source of this 5192-nucleotide messenger RNA. Its product is annotated as 5'-AMP-activated protein kinase subunit gamma-2-like. The coding region runs from base 715 to 3150 and encodes 811 amino acids. Lineage: Eukaryota; Metazoa; Chordata; Actinopteri; Salmoniformes; Salmonidae. The record is from RefSeq and is a predicted model, not a curated record. The transcript is spliced from 16 exons.
UAAACAGAAUCAGUCUGAAGCUUAUUUCGCUGGUGAAUAUGAUGGUGUACGUCAAGAAAAUAUAAUACUUACACUUUUUUUCAAUUAUAGGUCAGUCGCUUCCUCAUGCUGCUGCCACAACGUAAACACAGCCAUGUGACAAUUCGGAGCUGCGCGCAAAGCUUGACGAACCCACUGGCACUGGUCCCACGAUUAGCCCGAGCUGGUACCAGUGGCCACUGGCCAACCAACGUGCAUGCGUACUUGUCUCUCCAUUGUGAAGCGUGAACUCAUCAAAUCCUUUCUGGGAACGUCUGCAUUUGCAUUAUAAUACGGCCUUCCCUGUUUCAAUUGUGGAUUUACUCUUGCACUUUGUUGUCGUUUGAAAUAUCAGCGCGUGUCAUAAGCUACCCAGAAGGGAGGGCUACAUUUUAUGCCAAGUGAAUCGCAUUCUGCGCGGUGUAUUUUUUUGUCAGGUCUAAAAUAUCCGAUCUCAAGCCGAUAACUUUCAUCAACAAACGAGUUGAGUUUAGGAGCACAUUAAUGCGUACAGUACACGGACCUACUUGCCAUAAGGACAUCUGUCAGAAUCCGAAUAAUGUUUUUGCAGUGAUUGUUUUGGUAUCAUUUACCACACUUCCACUGUUGCCAGUCUAUCUAGCACGAGAGUAGCCAAAGUAACGCUUUUUAAAAACGAUUUAGUGAGUCCAGUUGUUUAGAUAAUUCUAGAGAAAUAUGGGAAGCACAGCAAAUGACUCCAAGAAGAGAGACGCGAAGACACCUAGAAAGAAGAGGACGCUUCGAUUGAACAUGCCCGACCUCGGCUCAUUUGCCAUGCCCUUCUUGGAGGGAGAUGCCGACCAUGUGGAUAAGGCCGACAUACAGAAGGAUGAUGGGAGUUGCCACUCAGCCAGCCCGACCAAAGGCUUCUUCGCGCGGGGGCCCUUCAGUCGGCCCUCCAGUCCCAAGUCGGCCCCUGCUAGGACCAAGAACAGCCCAGGCUCCCCCAAAACCAUCUUUCCCUACCCUUCGUACCACCAGGACUCCCCACCCAAGUCGCCUCGUCGCCUGAGCUUCAGCGGCAUCUUCCGCUCCUCCUCCAGAGACUCUAACUCCACCUCUCCCAUCAGCAUCAAGCUCUUCUCCAGGGCCAGGAAAGCCUCCGGGAUCUCAUCGCCUCCCUCAACUCCUCCGACGCAGGCCGCCAAGCAGCCGCCGGCGUUCCCGCUCGAGGCCUAUCGGAGCGAGCCGGAGAGGCUGGAGGCACGGAUGCGCUCCUACUCAUCCCCGCCAGACACCGGGCAGCGCUUCAGUCUACGCUGCUCCAAACCACCCAUGACUCCCUCCGCCCCCAUCGCUAACUCACGAUCACGACCAGUCCACGGUUUAGCUGAAGGCAUGCUGGAGAAACUUGAUCUAGAAGAUGAAGCUUUUGAAGAAUCCGAAAGUGAUAUCUACAUGCGCUUUAUGAAGUCACACAAGUGCUACGACAUUGUUCCUACCAGCUCUAAGCUCGUGGUUUUUGACACUACUCUGCAGGUAAAAAAGGCCUUCUUCGCCUUGGUUGCCAACGGGGUGCGGGCAGCCCCACUAUGGGAGACAAAGAAGCAGAGCUUUGUCGGAAUGUUAACCAUCACAGACUUCAUCAACAUCCUCCAUAGAUACUACAAGUCUCCCAUGGUACAAAUCUACGAGCUGGAGGAACAUCAGAUUGAAACAUGGAGAGAGCUCUACCUACAAGAAACCUUUAAGCCAUUAGUGAACAUAUCACCUGAUGCGAGCAUAUUCGACGCGGUGUACUCGCUCAUCAAGAACAAGAUCCACCGGCUGCCCGUCAUCGACCCAGUCAGCGGCAACGCGCUUUAUAUCCUCACGCACAAGAGGAUCCUCAAGUUCCUCCAGCUCUUCGUGUGCGAGAUGCCCAAGCCUGCCUUUAUGAAGCAGACUUUGGAGGAACUAACCAUCGGGACCUACCACAACAUUGCCUUCAUCCACCCCAACACACCCAUCAUCAAGGCCCUCAACAUCUUUGUGGACCGGAGGGUGUCCGCAUUGCCAGUGGUGGACGAGUCAGGAAAAGUAGUGGAUAUCUAUUCCAAGUUUGAUGUCAUUAACCUUGCUGCUGAGAAGACCUACAACAACCUGGACAUCACGGUGACCCAGGCUCUGAGGCAUCGCUCACAGUACUUUGAGGGCGUCAUGAAGUGCAACCGGCUCGAGACACUGGAGACCAUAGUGGACAGGAUAGUCAAAGCAGAGGUCCACAGGCUGGUUGUGGUGGAUGAGAAUGCCCGGAUCGUGGGCAUCGUGUCCCUGUCGGACAUCCUGCAGGCCCUGGUGCUCGCCCCUGCAGGUAUCUGCAGGAAGAACAGCCAACCACAACCAGAAGUAGAAGCAGAGGCACCACCAGCAACAUUAGUAGAGGCAGAACCAGAGGUAGAGGUAGCAGCAGAUACAGAACCACAGGAAGAGGCCACAGCAGAGGCACCACCAGAGAUGUUAGUAGAGGCAGAGGUAGAGGUAGCAGCAGAUACAGAACUACAGGAAGAGGCUGAAGCAGAGGCACCACCAGAGAUGUUAGUAGAGGCAGAACCAGAGACUGCGGAACCACCAGAAACAUUGGUAGAGACCGAGGUAGUGGUGGCUGAACCAGCAGCUGAGGUAGAAGCUCUAGUGGAAGCUGAGGUGGUGGUGGAAGAUGAAGCAGAGGUGGAAGGUAAGACUGAGAUUGAGGUGGUGGUGGAAGUAGAAAUCAAGACUGAGGUAGUGGAGGUUAAGGGUGAAACUGAGGCAGAGAUGGCGGCUGAGGUGGAGGUUAAGGCUGAAACCAAGGCAGAGGAAGUAGAGGUUAAGUCUGAAGCUGGGGUGGUGAUGGUAGAGUUGGUGGGGGUUAAGGCUGAAACCGAGGCUGAGGUGGGGAUGACAGAGGAUGAAGCAGAGAUGGUGGUGGAGAUCAAGACUGAAACUGAUGCUGAGGUGGAGGUUAUGGCUGAAACCGAGGCUGUGGUGGGGAUGGCAGAGGAUGAAGCAGAGGUGGUGGUGGAGAUUAAGGCUGAAACCGAGACAGAGGCUGAGGUGGGGAAUGCUGAGGCCGUGGCGGAGUCUGAGGCAGUAGUGAAGGUAGAGACUGAAGCUGGACCCAAGGAUGCUGAGGAAGGAGAGGCAGAGUGACAUCCAUGGCCGUUGCUACAAGCCGUACGUGACUGACCUGCCAUGACGCUGCUGUGAGAGGAAGUUGACUCAGGAAGAGGAGCGAGCUGAGAAAGAGGCUGGAUCUAAUUCUUGGGAUGGGUGGUUUAGUAGAAGUGUGACACUCCGGCUUACCAGGGUCCUAAUGGGUAAUUUUCUGUGAUUGGGGAGAUGGUCACAUGGGUGACUUUUUCGGGUUAACCAACCAGGGAUCACUUUACUAUAACUGGGUUGUGCCUCCCUUUUCUCCAGAUUGUGCACUAUAACACCCCCGUCCAUUUACCUCUGGAUCUUCCAGCAUCACCUGUCUGUGGGCCCAAUUCAGAAACAACCCGUAGUCCCUAUCUUCUAGGCACUUGUGUAGACUUGAAAGGAGUGGAUGGGUGUGAGCAAUGUGGCUAAUAUUCCACCUAGCCUAUCAGAGAGAAAGGCAGAGCUACCACCAUGUUGUCCUGUCUACACCAAGUGUCUACCUAGAGCAGUGGUUCUCAACCUUUUCUGAACCGGGGUGUACCUUAGGGUGAGACAAAUUCUGUGGCACACCUAAAAUGUCCCUAUUAAUCGAUAUUAGUGGAAAUUACCCCCAUUUCACCCAAACUGCUAUUUUCUGUGACAAAUGCUUUUCUUAUAGAUAAAUAGGGUUCAUUUGUGUGUAUCCAAGAGUGCCUCGUGACUCCGCGCUAGAAAUUUACAAAAAUGUAGCUCUUGGGAAAUAGGUAAUUCGUUUUGAUGCGUUUUGGUUAGAGAUGAGUUUUUUCUGCAUUGUAAAGAUGUAACCACCGAUAAAGCCAUGCUCCCCAUAUGUUUCUAUGGCAGAGGCUGUGGAACAGCUAAGCUUAAUCAGACUUGCCUGUGCUAGUGGUUCUCAGUCACAGGCAAAGUUUUUUUUAAUGAUUCAAAUGACUUUGCUUGUGAUGCGCAACCCUCGGAUGAUACAAAUUUUACAGCCUGAGUGCACCGGACUUGAAAUAUUUGAGUGUUUAAAUGAUUUUAAAAAAUGAUAAAAAUAAGAUUAGGGAAAAGUUUCAAGUUCCUCAAGGCACACUGGUUGAAAACCACUGGCAUAGAAGUUAGGGGCUAAGGAUUGUUUCUGGACAGGAUCAUAGUCUCAACCAUGAGCACACAAAUGGUUUGAAUAUCAGUCUUUUAAGCUUAUUUUUUUGUUCCAGUGUACUUCUACAUCUUUAUCAUGAUUCUGUCUGCUCUCCUCCUUCAGGGAGUGUUGUUUUUAGCUUUAUUUGCACAAGGUUAUGUGAACGUAACAGAGGCUCUCUGAAAACUAUACCAAUCCCCCUCCCGCCCUGCUAGUUAUGAUGUCCCUUUGACAACGGGCUGUGCUCGAUGUCCUGUCUUUAACGUCAUUGGUGCCUUUCGCCCCCACAAGUAGUCACACGUCAUUGGCUGAGAGAGAGCUGGAGAAUGUUCAAAAACGUGUUAAAACUGAAUGUGAGCGUUUCCAAAACCAAAAACAUGAUAUAUCACACCUUGUGUUUAUUUUGUUGAUGUUGAGAAUUUUCUAGAAUCAAAGUUUGUCUGUUAUAUUCCUGAAAUGUUAAUUUUGAAAUUAUGCUGUAAAGAUAUUCAAAGUUGUAUUUAUUAAAUCGUAUUUUCUCUGUGCUUAACUAUUUUAGAGGGUGGAAGAGAACGAAUGUGAGGUGACGGUAUGCUGACUUUGACUUUGUUGUUCAAUGCUUUUCAAGGAACAGCAGCUGCCUAUAUCCAACAUUUCUCUUUACUUCUCCAGUUACUUGGAGGCAUGCAAGAUAUCUUGUACUCUGUAUUGAUCAUAAUUUUUUUCUGUGUAUACAAUGCUGUAAAAUAAUGUUCUUCGUCAUUUAGAUUUUAUUUUUCCCUUGUGGAUUAGGUUGUGGUGUAUUGUUGGUGGUCUCAAUAAGGGGAUUAUCCACUGAAAAUGGAUAGAACUGGUUGAGUACGACAGUAUAAUGGUAAUACAUAUUGUACUUUUCAGUUUUAUUUUUUACUUUGCUGUUUGAAAAAGUAAUAAAACAUACUGUUGAAUCUUU